ACGAACAGGUUGUGGGUCUGUUGGCGCAGAAGGCAGCAGCAGGGGGCGAGGAUGCUCAGGAGUGCAUGGAGAGCCUCUCUCUGGAGCUGGUGGGCGUGAGGGAGGAGCUGGCUCGUGCAGGGAGCACUUGAAGCUGUCCGAUGAUGCAAACGACAGGCUGACAAGGAAAACGCAGGAGAUGGAGGCAGAGAUGCUGUGGCUGGCUGCUCAGAGACUCGCUCUGGAAGAACAAGUCAACGCUCGCAAAGCUCUCACCAAGGAUCACUCCUUCGCUCGCACGCCCAUCCCAUCUGCACCCACGCCCACCCCAUCAGCCGCUGCAACUGCUGCUCCUCACAGUAGCCUCAUUCCCAAACCUCCUCUUCCUACCACCAGUACCUACGGGAUCAGCCAAGGAACGGGUAUGAGCCAUGGGGUGGGUGUGACCAGCGGGAUGUGCGUCAACAGAAAUCUCAGAAGCGUUUUCUAUGGCCAUGUGCUCUGGAAGUCCGUUGUCAGCUGUACAGCACGGUACAGCAGCAGCGGUAGCAGGAGGAUCAGAAGCAGCAACGGCGGCAGCUGCAGCAGCAGCAGCAGCUGUAUUACCAGAAUCACCCGCAGCAGCAUCAGCAGCAGAAUCACCAGCAGCAGGAGCAGCAGCAGCAGAGUUGGCAGCAAUGACAGCAACGUCACCAGCAGAAUCAGCAGCAGCAGCUGCAGCAAAAGCACCUACACGUGAACAAGGAUGGGAAGGCAAUGAGUUUGAGGGCAGAAUAUUGUCAACUAUUGUAGACAAUAUAUCAACUCCUGGGCUUGUCCACAGCAGGCAGAACUUGCCGCAACAGCACCGCUCGGAGCUGGAGAGCGCGACAAAAGGAAAGGUGGAGGCUGAGAGGAUGAACAGGGAACUCGAGGCAAGACUGAACCUUCAGGCGCAGGAAAUGAGGGAGCUUAUAGAGAGGAUGCACACAGAGGAGGAGAGGAGGCGUGAGGCAGAGCAGGAAGCGGUAGAGAUGGAGAAAGAGGUUCGGGAAGCUGGGCGGCAGCAGAAGCCUUGGCGCAUGAAGUGAGGGACCUUUUAGAGAGGAUGCAGACAGAGGAGGGGCGGGGGCGUGAGGCACAGCGGGCGGCAGAAGAGAUGGAGAAAAGGGUUCAGGAAGCUUCUGCCGCAGCUGCAGCCUUGGCGCAGGAGAAAUCUGCAGCGGAGAGGCUGCUUCUGGCUACUCAGGAGCAGGUUCAGGAGCUGCAGGUUCGGGAGGAGAGGAGCGAGGAUGGGAGGCGGGCUUUGGAGGCAGCAGUAAAGAUGGAGCAGGAGAGGAGGAUGGAGGAGGUGAGGGAGAGCCUUAAAAUUCUGCGGGAGAGAGAGGAGAGAGCUUUGGUGGCUGACGAGAAGGCAGCAGCAGCAGAGAGGAAGGCAGCGGCCACAGAGGGGAGGGCAGGAGCAGCAGAGAGGAGAGCAGAAGAGGCCAUGGCUGCUGAGGUGAAAGCAAAGGGCGUUGAGAUGGCAGCGCACGAGAACAGAGUGAAGAAGGAAGAGGAGGUAAAGUGACUGAGGCUGGAGAGGGAGGAGGCACAGAGACUUGUUGAGGAGCUUGUGAGGAAGGUCGUGGAGUUGGAGGAGAAAGGGAGAGACGCGGAGAGGAGGGCAGAAGAGGAUGCGCUGUCAUUGCAGGAAGCAGCGAGGAAGGUGCAGGGGGUGCGGGAAGAGGCGGCAGUGGCAGGGGAGAGGGUGAGGGAGAGCCUGAAAAGGCUGCAGGAGGCGGAGGAGAGAGCAGUCGCAGCUGAAAAGAGGGCUGAAACAGCAGAGGGUAGGGCAGCGGCAGCAGACAGGGAGGCGGAAGCAGCGGAAGGGGAGGUAGUGGAUGAGAAAGGGAUGCAACAGCGGCAAGAGGAGCUGAAAGUGGGGGCAGAGGCGGAGGAUGAGAAGAAUGAAGGGGAAAAUGAGGAAGGGGGUGAGGAGGAGGAGGGGAAGGAGGAGGAAGAGCAGGGGAACAGAGAGCACGGUGGGGAAGGAAGGGGCAGUGACUUCUUUAGGGUUGUCACAUACAAUAACAGGGACUUUAAAGUGUCGCUGCAUACGGGAAGGAAACUGGGGGAACUGAGUCACAAGAUGACAGAGUUGCUUCCGCACGCUAAGAAAAACUUCCGGCUGGGCACGCUACAAAUGUUUGGUGUGAGGGAGAAUGAUUUUGUGAAGGGCCAGUAUGUUGCUGUAGUGCAAACGUGCAGGAUAGCUAGCGAUUUUACUCAUCCGGUGGGAGCUGGUAAGUUCGUGGAGCUGGUGGUCUGCAAUUUGAAGACUCAAAACGAGUUCAAAUUCCCGUAUUCAAUGUUAUCGGAGGAAGAGCUGGAGUGGGCUAGCAGGUAUUGUGUUUCCUGUGACAGCGUGGAGUGCAGCAACUUCCCCUACCAUAGCAACGCCUUUGUUAUAAUGUUCCAUAACUGAGAGAACAAGAUGGAUAUGCAGCUAGAAGGUACCGGGGAUAGGGCUGAUGUU
Closterium sp. NIES-67 is the source of this 2476-nucleotide messenger RNA. The record is from the annotation of a GenBank genome assembly. NCBI's taxonomy places the organism in Eukaryota, Viridiplantae, Streptophyta, Zygnematophyceae, Desmidiales, Closteriaceae.